AUGCGCGCCACUACUUCCAUUCUUUUCGCCCUUUGUGCAGCUGGUACUGCCAUGGCUCAUAUGGAAAUGCAAUGGCCAUAUGCCCUCCGAAGCAAGUUCAACAAGCAAAACACCAACCCUGACUGGUCCAUGACUGGCCCUCUCAACCCUUCUGGUGCCGACUUCCCCUGCAAGGGCUACCAUAAGGCUCCAUUCCAGUCCGUUGCUAGCUACGAGGCCGGUGGCGAGUACAACUUGACUCUGGCUGGUAACACCCGUCACCAAGGAGGAUCUUGCCAGGUCUCCCUUAGCUACGACAACGGCAAGACGUUCAAGGUCAUCAACUCCUACCUUGGUGGCUGUCCCAUGAAAGACACCUAUAACUUCAACAUCCCAACCUCCGCUCCCGACGGUCAAGCCCUUCUUGCCUGGUCUUGGUUCAACCUUGUGGGCAACCGUGAGAUGUACAUGAACUGUGCCCAUGUUACUGUCAACGGCGGUAGUGACUCCAAGACCAAGUUCAACGCACUCCCUGAUAUGUUUGUUGCCAAUGUUGGCAAUGGAUGCAGCACUAUCGAAGGAAAGGAGAUCGUCUUUAAGAACCCUGGCGAGAAAGUGCAAUAUGGAGAUGGAGUUACUGCGCAGACCGAAAUAUCUCCGAAAUGCGGCAGCAACGCAAAGCGAUCCGAGAACUGUGGUGGAAUACGCUCAGCAAAAUUCAGAGCAUAG
This is a messenger RNA of Arthroderma uncinatum, 708 nucleotides long. RefSeq lists its product as uncharacterized. Lineage: Eukaryota; Fungi; Ascomycota; Eurotiomycetes; Onygenales; Arthrodermataceae. The coding region runs from base 1 to 708 and encodes 235 amino acids. The record is from RefSeq and is a predicted model, not a curated record. The transcript is spliced from 2 exons.